This is a messenger RNA of Lodderomyces margitis, 4455 nucleotides long. It is a transcript of the gene CDR1, whose product is annotated as ATP-binding cassette multidrug transporter. Gene Ontology annotation, biological process: xenobiotic detoxification by transmembrane export across the plasma membrane. Gene Ontology annotation, molecular function: ABC-type transporter activity; ATP hydrolysis activity; ATP binding. NCBI's taxonomy places the organism in Eukaryota, Fungi, Ascomycota, Pichiomycetes, Serinales, Debaryomycetaceae. The coding region runs from base 1 to 4455 and encodes 1484 amino acids. Gene Ontology annotation, cellular component: membrane. The transcript has a single exon. The record is from RefSeq and is a predicted model, not a curated record.
AUGUCUGAUAUAGGAAAAGAGUCCAAGGAGGACUCUUUGAACAGAUUGGAGAAACAUAAAACUGUUUCGUCUUCUUCUGACAAAGAAGACGUUGAAGACUAUACAGGGUUUGACGCCCAAGAGGUCCAGCAGUUGGCAAAGACAUUCACGAAUGACGACACUAGCUCAGCUGCCGGUUUGAGAAGGUAUUUAACACACAUGUCCAUGGUUCCUGGUGUGAAUCCCGUCGAGGAAGACAUGGGAGAUGAGAGAUUGGAUCCCAACUCAGACAAUUUUGAUGCCAAAUUCUGGGUCAAGAAUAUGAGAAAGUUAUUUGAAAAUAAUCCAGACUACUACAAACCUUCUAAAUUGGGUGUAGCAUAUCGAGACUUGAGAGCUUAUGGUACAGCAAAUGAUACAGACUAUCAGCCAACAGUGACAAAUGCUCUUUGGAAGAUUGCCACAGAAGCCUUGGGACAGUUGAGAAAAGAAGACGAGUCAAAAAUGUUCAACAUUUUGAAACAUAUGGACGCUAUAAUGAGACCCGGAGAGCUCACAGUUGUUUUGGGAAGACCAGGUGCUGGUUGCUCCACAUUGUUGAAAACUAUUGCCGUCAACACUUACGGUUUCCACAUUGGUAAGGAAUCAAAGAUAACCUAUGAUGGUUUAACGCCAAAAGAUAUAACCAAGCACUAUCGUGGAGAUAUUAUCUACUCCGCUGAAACUGAUGUCCACUUUCCACAUUUGUCAGUAGGGGAUACUUUGCAAUUUGCAGCCAGAUUGAGAACACCACAAAAUAGAGGUGAAAAUGUGGAUAGAAAGAAGUAUGCAGAGCACAUGGCCGAUGUGUACAUGGCCACAUAUGGGUUGUUACAUACCCGAAAUACCAAUGUCGGUAAUGACUUUGUUAGAGGUGUUUCAGGAGGUGAAAGAAAGAGAGUGUCAAUUGCUGAGGCUUCAUUGAAUGGUGCUAAUAUUCAAUGCUGGGACAAUGCCACCAGAGGGUUGGACUCAGCCACAGCAUUGGAGUUCAUCAGAGCAUUGAAGACAUCAGCAGCGAUCUUGGAUACUACCCCCUUGAUUGCUAUCUACCAAUGUUCACAAGAUGCAUACGACUUAUUCGACAAGGUUGUUGUGUUGUACGAGGGAUACCAAAUCUUUUUUGGUCGCGCCGAUAAAGCCAAAGAAUUUUUCGUCAACAUGGGGUGGGAUUGCCCACAAAGACAAACCACUGCCGAUUUCUUAACUUCUUUGACUAACCCAGCAGAAAGGAAGCCACGUCCAGGGUUUGCAGAUAAAGUGCCCCGCACAGCCGAAGAGUUUGAAACAAGAUGGAAAAAGUCACCAGAGUAUGCUGCUUUAACCAAGGAGAUUGAUGAGUACUUUGCUGAAUGUGAAAAGCUCAACACCAAGCAAAAAUUUAAAGAGGCCCACAUCGCCAAACAGUCUGACCAUGUUAAGCCCGGCUCAUCAUAUACAGUCUCUUUCUACAUGCAAGUGAGAUACCUCAUGUAUCGCAACUGGCUUUUAACAAAGGGUGAACCAUCGGUGACAAUCUUUACCAUAGUUGGUCAGUUUGUCAUGGGUCUUAUUCUUUGUUCAGUGUUUUACAACUUGCAACAAGACACAGGAUCAUUUUACUACAGGGGUGCUGCCAUGUUCUAUGCUGUAUUGUACAAUGCUUUUUCAUCGCUUUUAGAAAUUUUGGCUCUCUUUGACGCCAGGCCAAUUAUUGAAAAACACAAAAAGUAUGCUUUAUAUCGUCCCUCUGCCGAGGCAUUUGCGAGUGUGAUAACGCAACUACCAGUAAAGGUUGUAUCAUCAAUGUCGUUCAAUUUUGUAUUCUACUUCAUGGUCAAUUUCAGACGAAAUCCGGGCAGGUUCUUUUUUUACUGGUUGAUUUGCUUUUGGUGUACUUUAGUCAUGUCGCAUAUUUUCAGGUCCAUUGGAGCAAUGUCUAAAUCCAUAUCAUCUUCAAUGACGCCAGCAACGACAAUAUUAUUGGCGAUGGUUAUAUACACUGGAUUUGUCAUUCCCACGCCGAAGAUGUUGGGAUGGUCGAGGUGGAUCAAUUACAUUAACCCCAUCGGGUAUGUCUUUGAGUCACUCAUGUGCAACGAAUUCCAUGACAGAGAAUUUAAAUGUACUGAGUUUAUCCCAUCCGGCUUGGGAUACAACAAUAUACCCAACGAGAAUAGAAUUUGUUCUACAGUAGGAUCGAGACCGGGAAAUGAUAUCGUUAAUGGUUCUGACUAUAUCAGAGUUGCCUAUAGCUACUACAACUCCCACAAGUGGAGGAACUUUGGUAUAACUGUUGGAUUUGCAGUCUUUUUCUUUUUCGUUUACAUCGCAUUGACCGAGUUUAAUAAAGGUGCUAUGCAAAAGGGUGAAAUUGUUUUAUUUUUGAGAAGCUCCUUGAAAAAAAUCAAACGCCAAAGGUUGGACAAUGACUGCGAAUCUGGGGAGAAUGAAAAGCUUCCCCACAGUACAGAGACAGAAAAUAGUGGUAACAGGUUGGAACUUUCAAGCAACAACGAGAUCUUCUUAUGGAGAGACUUGACCUAUAAAGUGAGGAUUAAAACGGAGGAUAGGGUGAUUUUGAACCACAUUGAUGGGUGGGUCAAACCGGGCCAGAUUACCGCCUUGAUGGGUGCUUCCGGUGCCGGUAAAACAACGUUGUUGAACUGCUUGUCAGAGAGACUCACCACAGGGGUCAUAACCGAUGGUGUCAGAAUGGUGAAUGGCCACUCUCUCGACUCAUCGUUUCGAAGAAGCAUUGGUUAUGCUCAGCAACAAGACAUUCACCUUCCAACAUCGACAGUCAGAGAAGCACUUCAAUUUUCUGCCUACUUGAGACAAUCAAACAAGAUUCCAAAGAGUGAGAAAGACGCUUACGUAGACUACAUCAUUGAUUUGUUGGAAAUGUCAAAUUAUGCAGACGCAUUGGUUGGUGUUGCAGGAGAGGGCUUAAACGUUGAACAGAGAAAAAGAUUAACCAUUGGAGUGGAAUUGGUGGCUAAGCCUAAGUUGUUGUUGUUCCUUGACGAGCCUACUUCAGGUUUGGACUCACAAACUGCGUGGGCUAUCUGCAAGUUAUUGCGAAAGUUGGCUGACCACGGACAAGCAAUAUUGUGCACCAUUCACCAGCCAUCGGCGCUUUUGAUGCAAGAGUUUGACAGGUUAUUGUUUUUGCAACAAGGAGGCGAGACCGUGUACUUUGGCGACUUGGGAGAAAACUUUGAAACGCUAAUCAACUAUUUUGAGAGGAAUGGUGCUGACCCAUGCCCCAAGACUGCCAAUCCUGCUGACUGGAUGUUGCAAGUGGUUGGUGCUGCCCCAGGGUCGCAUGCAAAGUAUGACUAUUUUGAAGUAUGGAAGAAUUCUCCUGAAUACUCUUCCAUUCAAAGGGAAUUGGACACUAUGGAGAACGAGUUAUCAAAACUUCCUCGGGAUGACGACCCAGAAACAAAGUUUAAAUAUGCCGCCCCGAUUUGGAAACAGUACCUCUUGGCUACUAAAAGAGCCAUGUUACAAAACUGGAGAUCACCAGGAUUCAUCUAUGCCAAAUUCAUCUUGGUCGUCUUGGCAUCGUUGUUCAAUGGAUUUUCUUUCUUCAAGGCUGACAAAUCGAUACAAGGCUUGCAAAACCAAAUGUUUUCCGUGUUUCUUUUCUUUGUUCCCUUCAACACCCUUAUUGAGCAAUUGCUUCCGCAAUAUGUGAAGCAAAGAGAGGUUUACGAAGUUAGAGAGGCACCUUCACGAACAUUCAACUGGUUUGCAUUCAUCAUGGCACAGAUAACCGCCGAGUUUCCUCCUCAAAUACUAGUUGGUACAGUGGCGUACUUUUGUUGGUAUUACCCUAUUGGUCUAUAUGCCAACGCAGAGCCCACGCAUGCGGUAAAGGAACGUGGUGCGUUAAUGUGGCUAUUCAUCAACUCUUUCUUUGUAUACACCAGCACCAUGGGUCUCAUGUGUAUCUCAUUCAUCGAGUUGGCAGAUAACGCAGCCAAUCUAGCUACCAUAUUAUUCACAAUGUGCUUGAAUUUCUGUGGUGUUCUCAAGCCAGGAGAUAAACUUCCGCGUUUUUGGAUAUUCAUGUACCGUGCUAAUCCUUUCACUUACAUGGUGCAAGGCAUCUUGGCUACAGCUUUGGCCAACUCUAAAGUUGUAUGCAGCAAGGCUGAAUUGUUGAGUCUCAAUCCACCAAAGGGACAGACAUGCCAAGCAUUUCUACAACCGUAUGUCGAUGCAGCUGGUGGAUAUAUUUUGGAUGGAAAAAGUGGUUGCCAGUUGUGCCCCAUGAGCUCAACAAAUACCUUUUUGGAUUCUAUAGAUGCAAACUACAGUGAAAGGUGGAGAAAUUUUGGAUUGGUGAUUGUGUUUAUUGCAAUCAAUAUUGUUUUCACGGGGCUCUUUUACUGGUUAGCGAGGGUACCCAAGGGGGACCGUGAAAAGAUCAAGAAAGGGAAAGAGUAA